Messenger RNA from Syzygium oleosum, 1484 nucleotides. RefSeq names its product lysM domain-containing GPI-anchored protein 2-like. The transcript is spliced from 5 exons. The record is from RefSeq and is a predicted model, not a curated record. The coding region runs from base 227 to 1324 and encodes 365 amino acids. NCBI's taxonomy places the organism in Eukaryota, Viridiplantae, Streptophyta, Magnoliopsida, Myrtales, Myrtaceae.
GACUUCACACAUUCCUCAGGUCAACCCCAGAGUCUCCGGUCAACUCUUGAUCAUCUCCAUCCCACACCUCCUCGUUUUCUUCUUUGCCCGCUUCACCGGCAUUGCCAGCGUCGGCCAUUCGAUCUUGCUCUCCCCUGACAGAAACCCAACACCCCCUCCCUCAUCAAUCUCUCGCAGAAAGGAAAGAACAAACCUUUCUUAGAGAGAGAGAGAGAGAGAGAGAGAGAUGGGGUGCGCCGUGGUGCUUGCGUGCCUCUCCUUCCUCCUCCUCUGCGCGCUCCUGCCGGCGACGGACGCCCUCGGCUUCACCUGCACCGCCCAGCCCGAGGCCACGUGCCAGGCCCUGGUUGGCUACAUAUCCCCCAACACCACCACCCUCAAGUCCAUCCAGUCCCUCUUCGGCGUCAAGCACCUCCGCUCCCUCCUCGCCGCCAACAACCUCAGCCCCACCACCCUUCCCACCGCCACCGUCCAGGCCACAGACACCGUCAUCAUCCCCUUCACUUGCAGGUGCUCGAACGGGUCGGGAAUAUCGGACCGGAGCCCCGUGUACACGGUCCAGAAGGACGAUGGGCUCUACUACAUCGCGGCCGCGGUGUUCUCGUACCUGGUGGUGUACCAGGACAUCCAGCUGGUGAACCGCAUCGAGAACGCCAGCCUCAUCUACAUCGGGCAGGAGCUGUGGAUCCCGCUGCCGUGCAGCUGCGACCAAGUGGACGGGGAGAAGACGGUGCACUACGCCCACGUGGUGGCGGAGGGAAGCACCGUGGAGGAGAUCGCCACGGAGUUCGGCGUACUGGAGCAGACCCUGCUGGACCUGAACGGUUUGGCCAGCCCCAACGCUCUCAUGGCCUACCAGGCUUUCGACGUUCCGCUUAAAGCUUGUACGUCCAAGAUCCGAAACGACUCGCUGGACGCCUCGUUGCUCGUGCCCGGCGGCACCUACGCCCUCACGGCCAACAACUGCGUGAAGUGCAGCUGCAAUUCCGCGUAUAACUGGACAUUACAAUGCCACCCCUUGGAGAUUGCGUUGUCGAGCGAUUCGUCGUGCCCGCCGAUGCAGUGCUCGGAUGCCCUGUCCAUUGGCAACACGACCACAACGUCUUGCAACAGCACGGCGUGUUCUUAUGCCGGUUACACGAGCCAGAACGCUAUCCUCACGGACCUCGAAACGAAAUCCACAUGUCCCGCUCCCCCGCCCAGUCCCGGUCUCAGUCCCAACGGCAACGGCAAUAACCAUGCGGCGAAGACAGAUAUAGGAAUGUUCGGUUGGAACUUCCUCGUGACGGCGAUGUCGAUACUGCUUUCCGUGCAACGUAUCUAGAGACAUUCUUUGUGCACGCUCCUUAUACAUGUAUACCGAUAGAGCCUCAGUCAUUCUCAGGACAGUACAUCUCAGACCAUAUUGUUCCGCAUUUGUAAGGAAUAAACGAUCCUUUUCGAGUUCAUUCAAUGCGACCGAAUCCGAAAUGUUUUCCCUCCAA